This is a messenger RNA of Aspergillus pseudotamarii, 2105 nucleotides long. Its product is annotated as transcription factor domain-containing protein. Gene Ontology annotation, biological process: positive regulation of transcription from RNA polymerase II promoter by galactose; DNA-templated transcription. Bases 43 to 2079 code for a protein of 678 amino acids. Gene Ontology annotation, cellular component: nucleus. The transcript is spliced from 4 exons. The record is from RefSeq and is a predicted model, not a curated record. Gene Ontology annotation, molecular function: RNA polymerase II cis-regulatory region sequence-specific DNA binding; DNA-binding transcription factor activity, RNA polymerase II-specific; zinc ion binding. NCBI's taxonomy places the organism in Eukaryota, Fungi, Ascomycota, Eurotiomycetes, Eurotiales, Aspergillaceae.
AGCCGCACCUCUGUCCUCCCAAGGGCCAGCGGUCCUCACCCCAUGUGUCAUGCGGUUAAUCAUGUUUUGAUAGGUCGAUAUGCCCCUAAUUGCUGCAACAAUAACUUUAAGGAUUCGGAUGAAUUCCGCUCAAUGAAAGAUCAGAUUACGACUCUGCAGGACCAGGUCAAUAGCCUUUUCAGUAGUCUAAGUGAGCUCCGUUCGCAGAGAUCUUCCAUUGAUUCGCCGAACUUCGACAACUUCUCGCGAGAUGGAUCGCAGCCUGUGUUUACUUCUAUGCAUGCUGGGCUGGCCAAACCACGUGUGAGGCACCCCCGGUUCCAUGGCCCCACGAGCUCGACUUUCAAUUUCAAUGUAGCAAGAUCUAGCCUUCAAAACAUGGGCAUCGCUCCGACAGAAGAAGUGAUAACUGACGACCUGACCACGGCUCAUGCGACACCUGCUGGCUCACCUCCCCAUGCUGCACCAUUCGCGCCUCCUAUUCAUCCUACUAAAGAUCCUAUAUGGGCCAUUAAACGUGAGGAUGCUAUACGACUAUGCCAAAUCUACGAAGAAGAGAUUGGGAUCAUGUAUCCACUUUUCGAAAUCGAAAAGGUGACACAGCAAAUCAACCUACUCUACACUUUUAUGGAGGCUGCAACACGCACUGGAUUUGCACAACGAGCGCUGCCCGGCUCAGAUGGUCUCCAAGACGACAAUACAAACCUUAUAAAGAUGAUUCUUGCUACAACGCUGGUUGUGGAGGGGGGUGGCCAGAGCGAGCUUGGUCAACGUCUUUAUCUGAGUGUGAAACCGGUCAUUGAGUCCAAGAUUUGGGAGCCGUUAGACAUUAGAACCAUUCAACUCUUCGGCAUCGUGGCAACCUACCAUUUCCAUACUGACGACGAUGCCAUGGCCUACCGUCUCAUCGGGUUAGCUGCUCGCAUGUGCCUUGAACUCGGCCUGCAUCGACGAGAUGCGUUGGCGAAGUCAUUUCCUAACGAAGAUCAAUGGCCAGAAAUCAUCAAGAUCUUCUGGGCGAUCUAUAGCUUGGAUAGGCGCUGGAGUCUUGGUACUGGGCUGCCGUUUGUUAUUCAAGAUGAAGAUAUUGAUCCGAACUUACCAGAGCCGGAUGCAUCGCUGCCGUACCUAAGGUGUAUGAUUUCCUAUAACCGCAUUAGCUCAAAGAUUUGGUACUCUGGACUUGGCUCAGAGGGAACAACGGACAUACGUCGGGAUGAAAUUGGCUACUUGGACUAUCAAAUUCUCCAGUGGUACAAGCACGUUCCAGAUGCCUUGAAGUUCUAUCCAGUGCAGUCACCAAAGCAUGGAGAGUCAGCGAACCGUGGCCUUCGACGACUACGUGUUCUGUUAUAUUUGCGCAUGAACCAGCUUCGCAUUCUUAUCUACCGACCGGUUCUUCACUCAGCAGGUAGCAUCUCCGAAGAUAAGGGCCAUGCCCAGACUGUGGUAGAUGUUGCCAAAGAUACGGUUCGCGUGCUUACACGGCUGAAUCAAACUUCCGACAUUUAUCGCACUCAACAGAUUACAUUCAACUAUUUUCUUGUUGCCGCUCUGGCUGUCCUUUUUCUCGCCGUUUGCCAUGCGCCGACGGAGUUCAACCGGCAGGUCCGAGACGAGUUCUACAUGGCACUCGAUCUAGUCAACGGCUUUAGCACGAAGUCUUACGUAUCGAAACGGUUGUGGAAGGCCAUCAAAGGCCUUCGAAAGAUUGGUGAAAGGCUGGGCGUGCUCGUGCGUCCCUUUGGGUCAGAUUCUAAUGACCCUCAUUCUACGGCAGCUGUCGCCAUGGCCGGUUUGGCUGGUCAUCCGAUUGAAGAUCUAUCGGUAUAUGGCCCUAUGAAUGGGGUGAAUGAACUCGGAAAUAGCCCAUUAAAUGGGCUUCAGAUGAGCCAUGAGUUGACAACGCUGUUUGAGGCUGUUGGAGGAUUUGGCAACUUCAUUGCGUCGAGCACAACGCAGGACGGGAUGGGCGGGUUUGUAGGACCCGAUGGCGAAAUCCAAAACACGGGGGAAGGCCUUUCAGGAAUUCUGGGAGACGAUGGUGAAUUAUCACGAGCCAUCAGGGACUUGUUCUGAGGGAUACGCUUGUAUGUAUAUCGAUG